Messenger RNA from Artibeus jamaicensis (Jamaican fruit-eating bat), 4123 nucleotides. Its product is annotated as arylsulfatase D. The record is from RefSeq and is a predicted model, not a curated record. Bases 30 to 2102 code for a protein of 690 amino acids. Gene Ontology annotation, molecular function: arylsulfatase activity. The transcript has 10 exons. NCBI's taxonomy places the organism in Eukaryota, Metazoa, Chordata, Mammalia, Chiroptera, Phyllostomidae.
ACUGGGAAACUUCCCAUUCCCUUCCUUAAAUGGAGGGAAGGAGAAUCGGUCCUCGGGGCCGAGGUGAGGGGCGGUGGGUCGUCACCGUGCCCAAGCCCAGCCUGGUAUUCGUCACCUCCUCCUUCGCCCUCGUCACCCGGGGUGGCCGCAGGAACCCGCAGGACCCGGGAAAACCUGUUUCAAAGAUUAGUUACCCAGAGGCCCAGGAGCAGAUUAAGCAGAUUAAGGAGGCAGAUUUUACAGCUCCGGGGGCGGGACUCUGGCGCAGAGGGCUCCGGGCAAGGUCCGGGGCAUCUGGCUCGCCGCGCUUCGCCACAGGACCGAUGGUGCGGAGGGGACGCGCCGCAGUGGCCUCCAGGGCCUGCGGGCCGGCUCUACUCACCGUAUGUUUGCUUCUGAGGACUUGCGAAUUCAAAACAGCCGAUGCCUCGAAACCGAAUAUUCUACUGAUAAUGGCGGACGACCUUGGCAUCGGGGAUCUUGGUUGCUAUGGGAACCGCACCCUGAGGACGCCCAACAUCGACCGGCUUGCGGAAGAAGGCGUGAGGCUCACCCAGCACCUGGCGGCCGCCCCCCUCUGCACCCCGAGCAGGGCUGCCUUCCUGACCGGGAGACACUCUUUCAGAUCAGGCAUGGACACCAGCGGUGGGUACCGGGCCCUCCAGUGGAACGGGGGCUCGGGCGGACUCCCCCAGAACGAAACCACGUUUGCGAGAAUCCUGCAGCAGGAAGGUUACGCCACAGGCCUGAUAGGAAAAUGGCACCAGGGUGUCAACUGCGCCACCCGGGGGGACCACUGCCACCACCCUCUGCGCCACGGAUUUGACUACUUUUACGGCAUGCCCUUCACCCUGGUCAACGACUGCCAGCCCGGCCGGCCGCCCGAGGUGGACGCAGCCCUGAGGGCGCAGCUGUGGCGUUACACCCAGUGGGUGGCCUGGGGGAUCGUGACGGUGGCCGUGGGCAGGGCCUGCGGGCUCCUGUCCGUUCCCUGGAGGGCCGUCCUGGCAGCGGCCAGCCUCCUGCUCCUGUUCUUCGCCUCCUGGUUCGCCAGCUUUGGGUUCGUGCGGCGUUGGAACUGCAUCCUCAUGAGGGGCUAUGAGGUCACCGAGCAGCCCAUGGUUUUGGAAAGGACAACGGCUCUCCUGCUGAAGGAAGCCAUAGCCUACAUGGAAAGAAACAAGCACAGGCCAUUUCUCCUGUUUGUAUCUCUACUGCACGUGCACGUGCCCCUGGUGACCACCAAAGAGUUUCUGGGGACGAGUCGCCACGGCUUGUACGGCGACAAUGUGGAAGAGAUGGACUGGUUCGUGGGUCAACUUCUCCACGCGCUGGAAGCAAACGGCUUGAAAAACAAGACGCUCACGUACUUUACCUCGGACCACGGAGGACAUCUGGAGGCGACGGACGGAGCCCUGGGUCAGCUGGGGGGGUGGAACGGCAUAUUCAGAGGUGGCAAAGGCAUGGCAGGCUGGGAAGGCGGGAUCCGGGUGCCCGGGAUUUUCCGCUGGCCCGGGGUGCUGCCCGCCGGCCGGGUGGUCUCCGAGCCCACCAGCCUCAUGGAUGUCUUCCCCACCGUGGUCCAGCUGGGGGGCGGCCAGGUGCCCCGGGACAGGGUGAUGGACGGCCGCAGCCUGCUGGCCUUGCUGCAGGGCACUGCCCAGCACUCGGAGCACGAGUUCCUGUUUCAUUACUGCGGGGAGGGUCUGCACGCCGCACGCUGGCACGAGAAAGAGCGGGGACGGGUGUGGAAGGUCCAUUACGUGACGCCGCGGUUCCACCCCGAGGGAGCCGGAGCCUGCUACGGCCGAGGCGUGUGCCCCUGCUCCGGGGCCGGCGUGACCCAGCACAUCCCGCCUCUGCUCUUUGACCUGUCCAGCGACCCUGGGGAGACCCGGCCCCUGUCGCCCGGCUCCGAGCCGCGGUUCCACGAGGUGGUGGCCAGGGUGGGCGAGGCGGUGCGCAGGCACAGGGCCACGCUGAGCCCAGUGCCCCCCCAGUUCUCCCUGAACCACAUUCUCUGGAAGCCAUGGCUGCAGCCCUGCUGUGGGACCUUCCCUUUCUGCUCCUGCGGCCAGGACGGAGACCACCCAGACACCUGACCUCCCGGCGUCAGGGGGGCUGCCCUGGGGAUGCAGCACCCAGCCCGCAGAGAAUAGGGAGCCCUGCUGCACUGUGGGUGGGAAUGCAGACUCUGCAGCCACCGUGGAAAACGGUGAAUUUCCCCCAAAAACAAAACACGGAGCUGCCUUCUGACCCAGUGGUCCCACUUGUAGAAACAAAACCUCAGGAUCCCAGGACACCAGGGAGAAAAGGCAUGACGCAUUCAAGUUCGUACCGACGUUAUUUCCGGCCGCCCAGCCAUGGAGACAACCUAAGGCUCCGUCAGGGGGCACGUGGGAAAGACGGUGGUACCUAUAUACGUACAUAUAUCUAUACAUACAUGUGUCUAUAUGUAUGUAGGCAGUAGGACAUCAUUCACCCAUGAGAAUGAAGGAAUCUAAAGAGCAAAAUGAAUCAUAACAUGGAGGAAGAAGAGAGUAUAAAAAUAUAAUAAACACAGCUCCGGCUGGUGUGGCUGGGAGCCAAAGGGUGACUGGUUCGAUUCCCAGUCAGGGCACAGGCCUGGGUUGCAGGCCAGGUCCCCAGUAGGGGGCGCAUGAGAGGCAACCACCCAUGGAUGUUUCUCUCCCUCCCUUUCCCUCUAAAGAUAAAUGAAUAAAAUCUUUAUAUAUAAUAAAUGCAACCCCUUUAAAAGGGAGCCAGAACGGCUAAAGGCUGCGAUAACGUGCCUUAUACAUCUUAUGCCUCCACCCUGUGGGUGUUGACACAGGACAAAGUGACCUGUGCACGGGGCCACAAGCCACCCCGUGUCCCACAGAGCUGUGUGCUAAGGGGACAAGAAAGCAGACGGGGUGACGACUGGACAGAUGAGCACAGGACUGAGCAGGAAACUCGCUGUGGAGAAGCAGCAUCACGAUGCCAUGUCAGCUGCGCCCACAGCCACGCCUCCCUGCUGUGGGUGUCCCUGUCCCCUCCCCUUUCUCAUAGGUGCCCCCCUUGUGUCUGCUCCUCACGGGGACCCUGUGUGGGCUCCUGCCUGAGUCAGCGCUUCCCCAGUAGCUGUUAUUGAUCUCAAUAAACAGGGCCGCCUCUCACUUAGGAAGGCCCUUUAUUCUCAGGUUGCCUGCUAGCUUGCAACUCUGCAAAAGUCAGCAAGAUAACUUUCCGUACAAACGGAAACCCUACCAGGGACACUCCUGGGUGAGAACCCCUUCAAUACACUACCCUGUGUCUGGUUGUAUUUCUUUAUUUUCCCAUUUUCACCACUGAGAAAUAACAGAUGCACAAGCCUGUGUAAGUUCAAGGACUUACCUUGGGACGGGGUCGCCCCAGGAGGCUAACAUCUGUCUUCUUACUGAGCUGCAAGAAGGCUUUUCCCCUCGUGAGGACAGCGCUCAGCAUUUAUUCUCUUACCCACUGUGGAAUGUGCCGGCCACACACAGGUCUGAGCGGUAGCAAUCGCUCAGGACACUGCAUCCUUGGGACUCCGGGAUCUGGUGGCGGCCACUCUGCCACCAAUGACCAGUUUUCUCCCGGCCUCAUGUCUCCUGACCCCAGCUGCUCUGUCCAUCUGAUCUUUUUUUACCUGUGCAUUGCACUAUUUUUCUAUUUGUCUUUUUUUUUUAAUUUAAAGAUUUUAUUUAUUUAUUUUUAGAGAGACGGGAAGGGAGGGAGAAAGGGAGAGAAACAUCACUGUGUGGUUGCCUCUCUCUCACGCGCCCCCUAGUGGGGACCUUGCCUGCAACCCAGGCAUGUGCGGCGACUGGGAAUUGAACCGGCGACCCUUUGCUUCACUGAGCCACGCCAGGCAGGGCACUGGUUUGGUCUUUUUAAAAAAGGUUCCGCCUAUAAGUGAAAUCAGACAGCAAUUGUGUUUCUUUGACGUAUUUCACUGAGCAUCAUACCUUCCAGGUCCAUCCGUCUUGUCACAAAUAAUAAGAUUUCUUUUUUGUUUUCAUGGCUGAGUGAUAGUCCACUGUGUGAAUGCACCACAUCUUCCUUAUUCCCCCACCGACGGACAAAGAGGCAGCAGUCAGUGGUGCCUGGUCCUGACCAGCAG